Messenger RNA from Stereum hirsutum FP-91666 SS1, 2152 nucleotides. RefSeq lists its product as uncharacterized. Gene Ontology annotation, molecular function: ubiquitin conjugating enzyme binding; zinc ion binding; ubiquitin protein ligase activity. Lineage: Eukaryota; Fungi; Basidiomycota; Agaricomycetes; Russulales; Stereaceae. Gene Ontology annotation, cellular component: ubiquitin ligase complex; cytoplasm. The coding region runs from base 1 to 1731 and encodes 576 amino acids. The record is from RefSeq and is a predicted model, not a curated record. The transcript is spliced from 6 exons. Gene Ontology annotation, biological process: protein polyubiquitination; ubiquitin-dependent protein catabolic process; positive regulation of proteasomal ubiquitin-dependent protein catabolic process.
AUGUCGAGCGACUACGAAUUCUCCGACGAGGACAACGAGUACUACGAUGAGGACGAGGAGAUGAGAGAAGGAGAUGAGGAUGGUGAGUCCCUGUCUCCACGGCGCUACUUCACCAACACCGAACAUGCCGCGGUUCGUUCAGCAUCGUCUGAGGCUGACGAUAUGGAGUUGGACGCAUUCAAUGAGGAGAUCAAGUUGCCACAGAAGGGAAAGAAGAAGGCAUAUGAAGUCGAGUACGACGAUUUCACCCAACAGGCGGUCGAGGGCCUCAUGAAGGCCGAUAUGGACCAUAUCGUCUCGUUGUUUGGCGUCAAUUCCGAUACAGCUUCUCUACUUUUGCGGUACAUCGACUGGAACAAAGACCGACUCAUCGACAAAUAUCUCGACAACUCCUCAGCGAUCUCUAUCGCCGCCGGCAUUACCCCUGCUCCACCACCAGCCAAAUCCCCCUCCCCAGGCCCCGAACGCUCCAACCGUCGCGUCACACGAUCUUCCAAACCUGCCACUCCGCUAUCGAAGAAGUCGUCCGCUCCUCCAGUCGAAUCCGAACCCUUCGUUUGCCCCAUCUGCUUCGAUGACACCCAGACCGACACGCUCGCUCUCGCAUGUGAACACAGUUUCUGUGCCGGGUGCUGGGGCGCUUACGUCGAGAGCAAGAUUCGCUCGGAAGGCGAACACCGCAUUACCUGCAUGGCCGAAGCCUGCUCCGUCGUCGCUCCCGAUACCUUCGUCCGUCGAGCCCUAGAAUCAUCCGAUGCCGUUGCAGACCCCAAAGGCACCUGGUCUCGCUUCCAAGAUCUCCUCAUCCGCCACUUCGUCUCGUGCAACCCGAACUUGAAGUUCUGCCCCUACCCGUCCUGUACGCACACCGUGUCCUGUCCGUCCGCGGCGACGAAGAGCUCGCUGUUGAGUCUCGUGCCGACGGUGACGUGCGGUGCGGAUCCGAGGCAUAGGUUCUGCUUUGGGUGUUCGGUGGAGGGUGAUCAUAGGCCGGUGCUUUGUGCGGUGGCGAAGAUGUGGUUGCAGAAGUGCAGGGACGAUUCGGAGACGGCGAAUUGGAUCAAGAGUAAUACGAAGGAGUGUAGCAAGUGUCAGAGCACGAUCGAGAAGAAUGGGGGUUGCAACCACAUGACUUGCAAGAAGUGCAAGUAUGAGUUCUGCUGGGUGUGCAUGGGCCCUUGGUCUGAGCAUGGCACUGCUUGGUACUCUUGCAACCGCUACGACGAGAAAGCUGGCGUCGACGCUCGUGACGCUCAGUCUAAGUCUCGCGCUUCUCUCGAACGUUACCUCCACUACUACAACCGUUGGGCCAACCACGAGCAAUCCGCCAAGCUCUCCGUUGAGCUCUACGCCAAGACGGAGAAGAAGAUGGAGGAGAUGCAGAUCAGCACGGAAUUGACCUGGAUCGAGGUUCAGUUCAUGAAGAAGGCGGUGGACGAGGUGGAGAAGUGUAGGACUACGUUGAAAUGGACGUAUGCUAUGGCUUAUUACCUUGAGAAGGGCAACGAGAAAGAGUUGUUCGAGGACAACCAGAGGGACUUGGAGAAGGCUGUCGAGGACUUGUCUGAGUUGCUUGAGAACCCCAUCGACGCGGAGACGAUUCCUACGUUGAGGCAGAAGGUGACAGACAAGACCGUAUACGUCUCGAAGAGGAACGAGAUCUUGCUCGAGGACACGGCGGCGGGAUACAACGAGGACAGGUGGAAGUGGAACUCGCCAAUGGAUGCUUAAGUGUGCGGUUUCCUGCUGCUCCUGGUCUCCACCGUCCGCAUCCAGACAAGUCUGCGAUUUGGCCCCCUCUGGACCCUCGCUGUGCCAUAGAAGUACUCGGACCUCGUUGUACUCUUCCCCAGCCUCUUUCCACGGACAGUUCACUUCAUUCCAUCUUCCUGUCAUAUCCCUCCCCCGCCUCUUCACCGUCUUACUAUUUAAUAGAAUCACCGUAGUCCAGUUCAAUGUACACCAGCUCACUAAAUCAUACACAUACCUCUCCACUUCCUCUCCUCUCGCCCUAACGCUAUUUGUCCCUCCAUCACGAAGUCUUUCCGGAUACAUACGAGUUAUUUACCUCCCCUUGCUGUUCUCGCUCGCUGUUUAAAUGAUGUUCAUUGUUACGAUCCUCUACCACCGUUCCUGCCACAAUAUCACGCCG